This is a messenger RNA of Tripterygium wilfordii, 1500 nucleotides long. RefSeq lists its product as uncharacterized. The transcript has a single exon. The record is from RefSeq and is a predicted model, not a curated record. NCBI's taxonomy places the organism in Eukaryota, Viridiplantae, Streptophyta, Magnoliopsida, Celastrales, Celastraceae. Bases 217 to 1182 code for a protein of 321 amino acids.
ACUUAAAAGUUAAUUACCUCAUAUAAUACAAGAAAUUUAUAAUAAAAAAAAAUCCAAAUAGUGUGAGCCUAUCAUUGUCAUCUAAUGUAACGCAAGCAUUUGUAAAUUUAAAUCAAUCUUAUAUAAAGAGACGGUUCUCCCUCCCCAAAGCUAAUUCGUCUCAGUCAAUCCAUUCCUCGCCUUCCUCUCUCUAUACAUUAUACGUACAAUUCAAAUAUGGAGAUGGAAGUGAUGGUACCUGUGCCGGCCGCCGCCGUGGACAUUAACUUCGAAAGUACUUGCUCCUCUCCUUACAUGACUGCUCCUUCCAGUCCUCAGAGAUUCGGCAACAACUUCUUCAGCGUACCUACCAGUCCCUCCAAUUUCUACCAUCAUUUAGCCGAGCAAUCUGUAAUCCUUAAAUCAAAACUAGAAGAAGAAGAAGACAAAUUAUUGAUCGACGAUGAUCAAGAUUUCGAGUUCAAUUUCAGUGGACCAUUGUACGUACCUCCGAUAUCCGCAGCUGAUGAACUCUUCGACGGCGGCAAGAUCCGCGCCCUCAGACCGCACUCAUUUGCAGCCAAUUCGACGCGCAAAACAGAGGAUGUUCUCUCAGAGGAAAAUUCACAAACACGUGGAAGACAACGAAGCUCUGCUUCGUCUUCAUCAUCAUCAUCAUCAUCAUCGAAUUCUAUUUAUGUACGCCGAGAGAGCAGAUCUCUGCCUCCGCUUAGGUUUCCCGAUGUGUUAAUCGAGCAAGAGGCGAUUGCAGAGAGCACCAAAGCCUCUACAUCCAAAACAAGCAACUCGAGAUCCUACGCAUCAGCAAUUUUGUCUGCGAUUUCGUUCUCUAGAGGUUACAAGAAAUGGAAAUUGAAGGAUCUUCUGUUCCGAAGCGCGUCGGAGGGGAGAGAGCCACUGACGAAAUACUCUGUUUUGAAUUUGAACAGAAGAGAAGUCGAGACUGCAAAUGUUAAGAGUGCGAGCUUCCGGUCGACGGAAGGGAGUGUCGGUUCGGUUUCGAGGAGGAGAGGACCGGUUUCGGCUCACGAGUUGCAUUACACGACCAACCGGGCGGUCUCGGAGGAGUUGAAGAGGAAGACGCAUUUGCCGUACAAGCAUGGGCUGUUGGGUUGCUUGGGGUUCAAUCCAGCGGGUGUGCAUGGCAUUUCCAGAGGGGUUGGAUCUUUGACACGUGGAUGAUCCAGAUCACUCUAUCCAUGCCUCUCUGUUUUCUUUUAUUCUUUUAUUUUUAAAAUUUAAUUUGUUGUUGUAUAUAAUACAACACAACAGACUUGCCUUACACUGGCAACAAACAUACCGGCCCGGCAUAGGCCCCAGCCUGAAUUGACCAUUUGGGUUUUGGACCGGGCUUGGCACAAAAAUCGUAGUCCUAGUCCGGCCUGAGCCAAUGUGAGUCGGGCCUUGAGCCUUUGGAUCAGGCCUAUGGGCUUGGCUUGGCUUUGGUUUCGCUGUUUAUUUAAGCUUCUGCUCGCUCGAAUUACUAAUCCUGGGGUUUCA